CAGCAAAAGGGCGGGCGGGGGCGAAGCGCUCCCUGCCUUGUCCUGCGGACCCGGGGGCUGGUGAGGGAGAGCCCCGGCCCCGGGAAUCGCCUUCUCCCAGGCAGCUGUCACAAGAGCACAACAAUCAUUCAGAAUCCAAACUGGAAGAAUCUAGCAUACUGUCACCUGCCGAAUCAUCUGAGGACCAGACAGCUGUAGUUGAAUCCCCACCAUCACUGGAUGACUUACCUGGGUUUAAAACACCAGCUGUCUGUAGUGGAAUUGCCAGUGUCUGCAGACGAGCUGAUUAUUGAGAAACUACCAGGUUCUGAGGAUCAAUUACCGCUCAUUGAAUAGUCCACAUCCAGGGAAAGCUCACCUGAGAUCAGAUCAUCUGUGGGUGAACUGUCAAGUUUUGAAGUCAAGAUGUACAUGUCUGACUCCACACAGGAUGGUAACACAUCUGAGGCUGUGUCAUCGGCAGCAGAGACUGCGUAUGAAACACCAGAACCAACGAUAUUUGAAAAUGCCUAUCAAAUGUCCAUCGAUUACGUGGAGAAACAUAACAUUAUGCAGAUAUUUCAGGAGAUCACAGAAAAAUUGGUGUACUCUAAACCUGAUGACCCCUUGCAGUUCAUACUGAUGGAGGUGCAGUCUAUGAUAGAAGCCAGGCAGGCAGAAAUGGAGAGAAUAUCAGAGGAGAACAAAGAUGUGCAAGUGCUCUAAUUUCCUGAUGGAUGGCAAUGUAUUCCCAAAUGACUGUCUCUAUGACUAUGAAGAGAACGCCAUAGAAACUUCAUCUAUCUAUUUUUAGCUAAAAGUCUGAUGAUUGGGUUGUGUGAUUCUCUGCAGCACAGCUUGGGCCCAAAAAGUCUGGGAAUAACAGAAGCAAGUAUUUGACAUAUGAA
This is a messenger RNA of Pipra filicauda (Wire-tailed manakin), 887 nucleotides long. It is a transcript of the gene TEX55, whose product is annotated as testis expressed 55. Bases 406 to 705 code for a protein of 99 amino acids. NCBI's taxonomy places the organism in Eukaryota, Metazoa, Chordata, Aves, Passeriformes, Pipridae. The record is from RefSeq and is a predicted model, not a curated record. The transcript is spliced from 5 exons.